AUGUCAAAGAAGCAUGGCAUCCAUCUGAUCUACUUCUUGUUCUAUUACCUCUUGUUCUUAUCAGCGUUCCUCGUUGUUGUUGUUGUUGUACCUGUGAAUGCAUGGGAACAAACCCCUCAGCUUCUUGUUCUUCGUUCGACUUACCAACGACAUCCGACAUCAAUUGCCACCAAAUCUUACUCAGGCAGCAGAUGGAACCGCAGAUGGAACCGCUGUAGAGGAGUCAUCCCAUCAUCAUUACGGACGACACCAACCACUCUGCAUGCAUCAUCAUCUUGGACAGAGAUUCCUUCCAUUGUAGGUCCGUUCGACGCCAAGGCAUUUGCCGAGACGCAAUGUUGGGGUCAGACACCAUUGCUCCUCCAGCAUUCCUUUGGUGGGACGCAAGUGUUUUCGUGGAAGGACAUGUUGCAGCUGGCAAUGCAAGAUGAGUCAUCGUCUGUUACGUCUCGACUGAUCACACACCAGCCGGGAACCUUGGAUACCUUCAAACUCGACUUUGGCCCCUUUUCUGAAUUGGAAUUGAGUAACUUCUUGAUUGUCGACUCUGAUACUGAGGAACUUCGUGAUGAUCCUGACAAGAAUGAAAAAGAUGUGUUUAACCAAGUUUCAACCUUGGUUGUCAAUGAUGUGGAUCGUUGGAUCCCAUCCUUGUCCGACUGGAUGGAUAUUCAUUUCGGAUUCUUGCCCCGAUGGCGUCGGGAUGAUGCCCAAGUCAGUCUGGCCAGAAAGGGUGGAGGCAUUGGACCUCAUGUGGACAAUUAUGACGUCUUUCUGAUACAAGCCAGCGGCACUCGCACCUGGAAGGUGGGACUGGAAACUCUUUCGGUAAAAGAUGAGUUUGGCAACUUGGUGGAAGCCUCCGAAGUCCGAGUUUUGGAUCUAGAAGGACAACCAGCUGGUGAAUUUGUGACAAUCCAACUCGACCCAGGGGACUGCUUGUACUUACCUCCACGAGUCGUCCAUUGGGGAUCGGCAACGUCUGAUGAUUGCAUGACGCUAAGUGUCGGAUGUCGGGCACCCUCUGCAUCCGAACUUCUUCAGCGUAUCACCGAAUCCAUGUCGGACUCGUCUUCUAUCUUGGCAACCGCACGCUAUACUGACAUGGAGGAUAUAGCAAAUUGGUCCAAACAACAACAUGGCGGCAACCAAAAGGGUCUCUCUAAAAAGGUCAAGGACAAGAUGAAAAGGUUGGUGCUGGACUUGAUUGAGGAGCAAUUGGACGAUGAUGCUUUUUGGGACAAACUAGUGGGCGAGGUCGUCACGGAACCAAAUAGGCCUACCAUGGACUAUCCAAUACCCUUGUCUGAAAUGGACGAAGAGUGGAAAACUGAAUUGGGAAUAUGGGCGGAUUCAAAACAAGCUCUCGGGGGUGUCUUGGGUGGAACUGGAGUCUUGCGUCGUGCAGAAGGCAUUGCAUUUGCAUGGUCCGUCUUGGAGGAAAACGAAAAGAUGGGUCCUAUUAUGUUUGCGCAAGGAAGAUCAUUCCCGCUGAAUGAUAAUUCUGACGCUGCAUCACUUCUCCUAGAUAUGAUUGCCAAUGGAUUGCCGCUUAGUCGGCAACGAUUGGACGAGCAAGGAGUUGAAGUAUCAGAUACCAUGAAAUCCUUUCUUCUUGAGUUGAUUGAGGAGGGGUUGCUAUAUGGUGACGAUGACGAUGAUAAUAAUGACGAUGAUGAAUAUAUAUUAUAA
Messenger RNA from Cylindrotheca closterium, 1692 nucleotides. Lineage: Eukaryota; Bacillariophyta; Bacillariophyceae; Bacillariales; Bacillariaceae. The record is from the annotation of a GenBank genome assembly.